AUGGCACAAGCUUUAGGAUAUGACUAUACAGCAGCCUCUCGAGGCAGAGCAGGAGAGGAAGUGGUGCACCAAGGAGAGGUGGCAGUGGGAGAGGCAGAUGGCAUAGAGCCGAGGCAGGACAAUGUCACUUUGCUUCCCAUGCAGCUUACCAAGCCAGCCAUUCAGGCAAUUGACUCUAAUCCAUACCACGAGAACACAGUACCCCCUCAAACUUCUCGUCAGUUCCAAGGACUCCAAGGGCCUAUCAAAAUCCCCCCAAACAAUUCACCAACUGAUGUAUCCAACUUUAACUUUCAAUUGUCAAAUGUGAGUAAAGACAACCAUCAAGACCAUACUCAACAAACUGUCUCAGGCUAUAGUCCCUCACAGCUCAGUUGGCUGCACUUGAGGCGAGAUAAAAUGACGCAGUGUAGAACAACCAAUGCUUCUCAGAUAACACCAGUAAGAACCCAGGCAGAAGAGGAAUCCUGCAACAAACGGAAAAAAAUUGGAAAGCCAUGUGGAAAGAAAAGAAUGCCAAUUCGGAAAGCACCUCAAGCCAUUCCAGAUCCAGUGCCUGAGAGAAAAAGAACAGCACCCCUUAACCCUGCAUACACAAUUCGAAAAUCACGAGUUCCCGACAGUGUCCGCUUGCGGCCAUAUAGGGACAGGGUGAUUCACUUACUGGCAUUGAAGGACUACAAGAAAACAGAACUGCUUUUUCGACUUCGGAAAGAUGGUGUGGAACAAAAUGACGAGAACUCCCUUGAAAAUAUCCUCCACCAAGUAGCCAAUCUGAAUACUCAGGAUUUUUCAUAUACCUUAAAGGAUUAUGUAUUUAAAGAACUCCAAAGAGACUGGCCUGGAUACAGUGAACUGGACAAGCAGUCAUUGGAGUUGGUGCUUUCCCAAAGAGUAGAUCCAUUUCAGAAUGCUACUGACAUUAAUCACUCAGAAUCUUCUAUAGGUUCUAGUACAAAUGAAACAUCAUCUCCUCAGAAAUGGCUUUUCAAUUCUGCUGUUAUUGAUCCUUUAAAGAAAAAGAAAGUCAGAAUAUCUCACCUGACAACUACAGUACAGUCAACAUCAAACGGUUGUUUGAAUAACACCAGUGAAAAAUCUGCUGUUGGUCUCCCACCACUCUCUGAAGCUCCUGCCAACCCCAUCCCUCCACCACUGCCCACAGCCCGUCUUCCUGUUUCACAUGCUCCUCGGCGUGUACGUUCCAACCGCAGUUCUCGCAGCACUGCAGAAGGACCUGGAACUCCAGAUCCAGAUGGUGACAGUUUUAGUCAAAACAGUAGAAUCUUCGAGAGCCAGCAGGGUAAACAUACUUUGAAAAUGAUAGCCUCGAUAACAAUUCCAAUUAGGUAUUCGAAGCUCAUGGGGAAAAAUUAUUUGAUGCCUGAUAAGUUCAAAUAUGAAAUUGUGAAAUGCAAAGCAAAGAGGCAAGAGUACAGUAUUGAGAUCACCGAGAAACAGAAAACAGAUCCUGAAAGAUGCGGUAAAGGUGCAAAGCUGAAUUCCGGGGAAGAAGUUGAAAAGCUUUGCACUGCCUCUGGGAAGACUUGUUCAACAUCUAGGCUCCCAGAUUAUUUGACUGACUAUGUCACUAUAGUUUCCUCUGAGCAACAUAAGCAGUAA
This is a messenger RNA of Equus quagga, 1623 nucleotides long. RefSeq names its product RNA polymerase II elongation factor ELL2-like. NCBI's taxonomy places the organism in Eukaryota, Metazoa, Chordata, Mammalia, Perissodactyla, Equidae. Gene Ontology annotation, cellular component: transcription elongation factor complex. The coding region runs from base 1 to 1623 and encodes 540 amino acids. Gene Ontology annotation, molecular function: cis-regulatory region sequence-specific DNA binding. Gene Ontology annotation, biological process: snRNA transcription by RNA polymerase II; transcription elongation by RNA polymerase II; positive regulation of transcription elongation by RNA polymerase II. The record is from RefSeq and is a predicted model, not a curated record. The transcript has 2 exons.